UUUUCUCUCGGUGUUAAGGUCAAUUGUUUGUUGACUUUUUGUUUACAAUUUCAAUUUUGCUUAUUUUUAAUUAAGUUUCGGUGUUUUUGUUGAUUAUUUUUGGAUUUCCAAUCAACAUGGGAAACGAACUUUCACGGGACGCUUUCGAUUGGACUGUACCUCAUUUGCGAGGUUAUCCUGAUCCAAGAAAUGAGAGUAAAUAUGAUCCUUUAUAUGGUUUUCCCAAAGGAAGAAAAGAACGAGUCAGUAUAGCAACUGAGGCCGAAAUGGAAUCAGCUCAAUUAAUCGACUCUCAUAGAGAUUAUUGUGCCCAUCAUGCUAUCAAAUGGCAAGCCUGCAUGAGAGAUAAUUAUCCAUUCACUGGUAAAUGUGCACAUUACAAGGAAAAUUGGCACGAAUGUCAACACAAUGAUCAAGUCUUAAGGAUGAAGGAAUAUGAAAGAGAGAAACGUUUGGAUGCCAGACAAGCCAGAAUUAGGAAAGCACAAGCUGAGGCCGCUGCUUAGAAGUUUAAAUAUAUGAUAAUUUACCUGAAUUAGUUUGUAAAAUAAUUGUCCAACAAGUUAUAUGUUGAUACAACUUGGUGAAAAUAUUAAUAACGAUAAUAUAACCUUAA
Panonychus citri (citrus red mite) is the source of this 616-nucleotide messenger RNA. It is a transcript of the gene ND-B18, whose product is annotated as NADH dehydrogenase [ubiquinone] 1 beta subcomplex subunit 7-like. The transcript is spliced from 2 exons. Lineage: Eukaryota; Metazoa; Arthropoda; Arachnida; Trombidiformes; Tetranychidae. The coding region runs from base 117 to 506 and encodes 129 amino acids. The record is from RefSeq and is a predicted model, not a curated record. Gene Ontology annotation, cellular component: mitochondrion.